AUGCGCUUAGCGAGCGUCGUGACGAGCGCUCUGAGCGCACUCUAUGCAAUCAGCGUGGCGUCCGGUUCUCCUGAUUCGAUUUCGACCGUCCGUGUCGCUGCUGACAAUGCGUUUGCUGAAGGUGACAUGAAAACGGCGAUAUCGCUGCUGUCGAAGCUCAUUGAAAUGGAGCCGACGAAUGAGCGUCAUCUGUACAAGCGCUUUCGCGCGUACUUGAGCGAACGAAAGUACUCACACGCACUUUCGGACUUGUCGUCGUCGCUCCUUGUGAACCCAAAGUUCAAGCAGGGGAUGCUGCAACGUGGGAAGCUCUUGAUGAUGUUGGGACAAUGUGCUGAAGCGUCCCAAGAUUUCGAGACACUUGUCGAGCUGUACCCUAAGGAGACGGUGGGCCCUGAGCAGCUCGAGAAAAGUAGAAAAUGCGCAGCGUCCAUCGACGAGGCUGAGCGCGCUCAGAGUCGCGGCGACUUCCAGUCAGCGUACGCUUCCUUGACUGAAGUGCUCGAGGGAUCGGCUAUCUCUAGUGUUCCGCUGCUGCUGGAGCGAGCCCAAUUGAGUGUGUCGAUGCAGAACUCGUACGAUGCGAUCGCAGACCUCGGCACCAUAUUGAAGCUCGAUCCUUCGAACCUCGUUGCGCUGCAAAUGCGUGGCGAAGCCUUGUACUCACUGGGCGACAAGCAGUCGCUCGAGGCAGCACAGUCGCACUAUCGUCAGGGGUUGCACUCGGACCCUGAGCACAAGGGUAUCAAGGCUUUGUACCGGAGUCUAAAGAAGUUGCUCAAAUUUGUGAACCGUGCUGAGGACGCGAUGCAACGUGGUGCCCAUGCCGAUGCAGUGGAGAAUUGGCAGUCUGCGCUUGAGAUGCACCCAGAGCACUCUGUCAUGAACAAGGAGUUUUUCCUGCAGUUGUGUGCGAGUCAACUGCAUUUGAAACACUAUACCGAAGCACGUGUUGCCUGCGAAUCGGUCGUGCGCAUUGACGGUGACUACGCUCAAGCCUUCGCCAAAUUGAGCGAAGCACAAAUUGGUCUCGAGCUGUACGAAGAUGCGGUUCGGUCGGCAAAGCGAGCGUUGGAACUGGACGACUCGAGUCGCGAGUUUAAGGAGAAGCUGGCGCAGGCAGAAGCGGCACUGAAGCAAAGCAAGACCAAAAAUUACUACAAGAUCUUGGGUGUGUCCCGUACCUGCGAUGCGAAAGCGAUCAAGAAAGCGUAUCGCAAACAAGCGCUUGAAUGGCACCCGGACAAGCACAUUGAUAAGGAUGAGGCCGAACGCGAGGUGAUAGAGAAGCGAUUUCGCGACAUUGCAGAAGCAUACGAGAUCUUGUCGGAUGAGGAAAAGCGCGAUAUGUACGACCGCGGCGAAGACGUUACGGGCAACGGGCAAUCGCAGCAACAGCAACAGCCGUUCGGCAAUGCGCAAUUCUUCCAACAGGGUGGCCGCACGUUCCACUUCAACUUUGGAGGUUAG
Molecule: messenger RNA, 1470 nt
Organism: Hyaloperonospora brassicae
Lineage: Eukaryota; Oomycota; Peronosporomycetes; Peronosporales; Peronosporaceae
Source: the annotation of a GenBank genome assembly